CAUUUCCUUCACUCGCGGUGAAUUAGUUUCGCUCACCCACCUGUUCACGGUGGAUAGAGAUCAGAAUGGGAAAGCUUCAGGAAUUCGAAAUAACUUUUAAUAACAACAAAACAGUUUAUAGUCCCGGCGAAUCCCUCUCUGGAACUCUGAAAAUCACAAUUACACAGCCCAUACUAUGUAAAGCAAUCAAAGUGAACUGCCAGGGCUUCUGUGGAGUGACCAGCAAAUCAAAUGACACAGACUGGACAGACGAGGAGCAGUAUUUCAGCAGCUCAGUCUCAAUAGCAGAUAAAGGCACUCUGAAAGAGGGCGAGCACAUUUUUCCCUUCAAGUUUCUCUUGCCAGCUGCUGCACCAGCUUCAUUUGAAGGGCUUUAUGGACAGAUUAUAUACAGAGUUCGGGCUUUCAUAGAGACACCUCGUUUUGCGAAAGACUACAAGAUAGAGAAGCCGUUCUCUAUGUUGAACAUAUUAAACCUGAAUGAAGUACCUGGUAUACAGGAACGUAGCUCAUCUUCUGUAACCAAGAAUUUCUCAUACUCGCUUAUGAAGAAUGGGACAGUGGUGCUGAAUGCUGAGAGUGACAAGCGGGGAUAUAUCGCUGGACAGAUCAUUAAAGUGUCUGCUGAGAUUGAAAACAAAUCUGAGAAGUCAACCGGCCAUGUGGUUGCCAGUUUAAUGCAGAAAGUAACAUAUAAUACCAAGAAGCCGACCUAUGACUUGCGGACAAUAGCGGAGGUAGAAGGACCUGGAGUUAAGGGUGGAAAUAAAACUGAAUGGAAAGAGAAGAUAAUUGUCCCUACUCUUCAUCAGUCCUCCCUGACUGAUGGAAACCUCAUCCAUAUCUGCUACUACAUUCAUGUCUAUUUGAAACGCCCAGAGGCGUCCUUAACUCUGCCCAUUUACAUUGGAAACAUUGCAGUGGAUCCAACUCGGCCUUCCCCCUCUCGGUCGGUUCCACCUAUGCCAGCCCCACGUAACUACCCCACCCCUGCCCCUGCCUCUGCCUCUGCCCCUGCCCCUGCCCCAUCUCCUGCUGCUGCUCCCGCUGAAUCAGCCGCUCCCAAUCUGCCGCCACGCACAACCCCAAAACCUGCACCCAAACCUAGGCCUCGUAGCGCCUACGCGUCCCCCAGUGCGCCUCCAGCGGAUCUGUACCCAGAGCUCUCAGGCUUGGCUAACUACAACGGGGAAAUGGCAAAGAGUCCACAGCAUGAGUCAGGUUCCCAGGCUGCAGUGUCCCCUAAUGCAUUCAGCUACGCUCCUGGACUCAGCUUUAGACAGAAACAGAACUCCAGCGGCCCAUCAGCACUGCCCUUGAGUUCAUCCUCCCGUCCUCAAGACACAAACGGGAAUCAAAUGUCCUCUUCAGCAAGCUUGCCUCCAAACUAUAGGAGUUCAGAAUAUCCACAUGAACCUCCACCUUCUUAUGAAGAUAGCUGCAAUAUAUAGGAUGUUAACCAACCAAAUGAAGAAGGGAGAAAAAACAGUGAAAACAUUCAUAGCACUCCUGUGACUUUAUAAUAAAUGCAGACCUCAAGCACUUUUAAACCAAAUGUGUAAAUAUACAAAUUCUGUGUUCUUCAGAGUACUGAUAUUAAACCUUAGAGGUCAACUGAAGUAAUAUUUCAGAUGUGGUUUGGCAGCAAUAAUGCCAAACAGUUGGACAUUUUGCUUUUUAUUCUUGUCACUGGAAAUUAGAUCUGUCUCUUGCUAAAGUUAUUUUACUACUUGUUUUUAGGAGUUUUAUCAUGAAAGAGUAUUAAGUACUCUUUUACUAGUAGACUGUCCCUUGUUUUAUACAUUUGUGCUUGCAAUCACAACCUCCAAUGUAUAUUUGCUUUUAUUAUGUUCAGGCUUUGUUUUCGUACUUUCCUGAUAAGAUACAGAAGGAUCCAGUUCUAAUUUAAAUUGUAACUUUAAGCGUAUACUAUGUUUGAAUACACCCAUAAUCCUCAUUAUAGGAGACUACUGAAUAUAUAAAGUUCUGUGGUAUUUAAUUGUUGUUUUCUUACUUUGAUAGUAUUUUUUCUCCCAAGACAGUUUUAUUGCACACUACUUGCAUGUUAAAAACGUUUUUGUAUUUAAGCAGUGAUUUACAUUUAAAUGUAGUGUACAGAUGAAUAAAAUUCUUUUGAAAAUCAA
Molecule: messenger RNA, 2144 nt
Organism: Megalobrama amblycephala (Wuchang bream)
Lineage: Eukaryota; Metazoa; Chordata; Actinopteri; Cypriniformes; Xenocyprididae
Gene: arrdc1a
Product: arrestin domain containing 1a
Exons: 8
Coding region: 66-1451 (461 amino acids)
Biological process (GO): protein transport
Cellular component (GO): cytoplasm
Molecular function (GO): ubiquitin-like ligase-substrate adaptor activity; ubiquitin protein ligase binding
Source: RefSeq, a predicted model, not a curated record